Spinacia oleracea (spinach) is the source of this 1256-nucleotide messenger RNA. RefSeq lists its product as uncharacterized. Gene Ontology annotation, cellular component: EMC complex; membrane. Bases 118 to 858 code for a protein of 246 amino acids. The transcript has 8 exons. Lineage: Eukaryota; Viridiplantae; Streptophyta; Magnoliopsida; Caryophyllales; Amaranthaceae. The record is from RefSeq and is a predicted model, not a curated record. Gene Ontology annotation, biological process: protein folding in endoplasmic reticulum.
AAUCAGAAAGUCUUCUAAUUGCUUAAAUCCAUCUGAAAAACCCCCGAACAAAUCUCAGUCAUCUUCUUCCCGAGACAAAUCACAAAUUUCACAGAGGAGGAGAGAGAAAGUAGCUCGAUGGCGGAAGAUCUCGUAUUAGAUACAACGAUUAGAGACUGGGUUUUAAUACCCUUAUCAGUCGUCAUGGUUCUCAUUGGGAUUCUUCGUUACUUCGUCUCUAAGCUCAUACGCACCUUCCAAAACCCUGACGGCAAGAUCGUCAAAGAAGGGCAAGUUGUAAUUAGGGCGAGGAAUUUGAGGUCCUCUGCUGAUUUCAUCCCUCCCAAAUCGUUUCGUGCUCGCCGUACCUAUUACAGCAAUGAGGAGAAUGGAAUUCUACAUGUUCCCAAAGGCCAAGCUCCAAAUCCCCAAGCUCAAAUGUUCUCUGACCCAAACAUGGCCAUGGAUAUGAUGAAGAAAAAUCUAUCAAUGAUUAUACCUCAGACGCUCACUUUUGCUUUUGUGAACUUCUUCUUCUCUGGGUUUGUGGCAGCCAAAAUCCCUUUCCCUCUGACUCAGAGGUUCAGGUCAAUGCUUCAGAAUGGUAUAGACUUGAGCACUGUUGAUGUGAGCUAUGUCAGCAGCCGAUCAUGGUAUUUCCUCAACUUAUUUGGACUUCGGGGUUUGUUCAGCCUAAUUCUAGGGGAGGAGAAUGCUAUGGAUGACACACAACGCAUGAUGCAAAUGGGUGGAUUUGGCUUUGACCCAUCAAAGAGCUUGGGCGCUGAGAAAGACAGCCUUGACAUUGUUCAGCAUGAUUGGGUCCUUCCCAAAUUUGAGCAGCGAGCUGAGGCAGUCUUAAGGAAACUUGCUAAGUAAGGAAAACCUCAAAGCUUCCUUAGGUGCCUUACGGAAAUUCUUAAGCGUUUAGAAUGACAUUCAAGUUCUAUACAUUGAGCAAGUAUAUUCACUACUAAAAGUCAAAUUUUGUUAUGAGGAGGCUAAUCUGGAUUCAGGUGCUCCCCUGAUUUUCUGAUUUUGGAACAGCUUCCUAUCUUUGAUAUUGUUGACACUUUUUAUCAACCAAAUUUGUAAUUAUUUUUUAUGCACGAAUGUUUUUUAUUCUCGAAUAUCAUAUGUCAUCUUGUAUAAGAAAUUCCUAGGUAAUUUACUGCUUCACGCAAAUGUAAUUCACAUAGUCUGUUCACGUUAGAUUCAUGUUCCGAUUGCAAAAUAUUUUUCCUUCUGGCCAAUGACAGCUUUCUAUUUUGAGGUGA